Molecule: messenger RNA, 1898 nt
Organism: Schizosaccharomyces octosporus yFS286
Lineage: Eukaryota; Fungi; Ascomycota; Schizosaccharomycetes; Schizosaccharomycetales; Schizosaccharomycetaceae
Product: UDP-N-acetylglucosamine-dolichyl-phosphateN-acetylglucosaminephosphotransferase
Exons: 1
Coding region: 133-1485 (450 amino acids)
Biological process (GO): dolichol-linked oligosaccharide biosynthetic process; protein N-linked glycosylation
Cellular component (GO): membrane
Molecular function (GO): UDP-N-acetylglucosamine-dolichyl-phosphate N-acetylglucosaminephosphotransferase activity
Source: RefSeq, a predicted model, not a curated record
CAUUAACCAGUAAUAUAUAAAGGUUCCAUUUACGCAGACCAAGUAUCAUUGUUUACAUAUAAAGAGUAGGGAUUUGGCGUAGGAAAGCAUAUGGAUAAAUUUCCUCAUCAUUGAAACGAUAAUUUAAUUAAAAUGAGCAAGAUUAUUAGCCUGGGAAUAUGGGCCCUUGGCAUUAUGCUAAUGGCAAGCCAAAAGCAUUCACCAUUGCUUUCCAAUGUGGGAUUAUCUGUGCUUGCAUAUAAAGCAACUGCAUUCUUUAUUCCUCGUGUUGGAGCGGCCUUCAUUCGUCGAGGAUUUUCAGGAAAAGACAUGAACAAAGUUGAGAAGCGCGUGAUUCCAGAAACCAUGGGAGCCGUAUCUUCAAUGGUGUAUUUCAUGUGCAUGAUAUUGUUCAUUCCUGUUUUAUUUUACAAGUACUUAGUCCCUGAACAAUCUAAAAACCAGCCAGAGAAUCCACUUGAAGUCUUGAGUGACGGAUACACUUCGGUAGCUAAGGCCCAGUUUCCGCAUGACCAACUUGGUGCUUACUUGUCUGCUGUCAUUUCCAUUUUGUCUAUUUCUUUACUUGGUAUCUUUGACGACUUAUUUGAUAUUCGUUGGCGUCAUAAAUUCUUUCUCCCUGCGAUUGCAGCCAUUCCUUUACUAGUAGUUUACUACGUUGAUUAUGGAGUCACCUAUGUAUCCGUUCCCACUCUUUUACGUCCCUUCUUUCAACGCUCUAUCGUGGAUUUAGGAUUUCUAUACUAUAUUUAUAUGGCAGCGGUUGCUAUUUUCUGUCCAAAUAGCAUCAACAUUAUUGCAGGUGUGAAUGGCGUCGAGGCAGGCCAAUCCUUAGUGAUAGGUCUUGUAGUCCUUUGCAACGAUUUAAUUUACGUUUUUCACCCAAGCAAUCCAGAAGCUGUGCGUGCUCAUCUUUUGUCCAUCUAUCUCAUCCUUCCUUUGCUUGGAGUCACUGCUGGUCUACUAAAAUACAAUUGGUGGCCUUCUCGUGUGUUCGUUGGAGAUACGUUUUGCUAUUUCGCCGGCAUGGUUCUAGCUGUUGUUGGUAUAUUGGGACAUUUUUCGAAAACGUUGAUGUUGUUCUUCAUUCCACAAAUAUUUAAUUUCAUUCUCUCUGUGCCUCAGUUAUUCGGGUUUGUGGAAUGUCCUCGUCAUCGUCUACCUCGUCUGAACGUGAAGACUGGAUUGCUUGAGAACUCUUACACAGAGUUUGCUGAAGGAGUCCCUUUACCUACCAAGACGUUACUAACAAUACGUUUAUUUGAAGCAUUCCGUCUUAUCCGCGUUGAUUGGGACCAGAAAACGAAAAGACCUAUAAGAUGCACAAAUUUCACAAUCAUCAACUUUGUACUAUAUCAUACCGGUCCUAUGCGAGAAGAUCACUUGACCCUAUGUAUCAUGGGAAUUCAACUCGCUGUUGGCUUGUUUGGUUUAGCUAUACGACAUGGGUUGGCUCCAUUAGUAUAUCCUCAAGACAACAUUUAAUCCCUCAACCGAUUUUCCAAAGUAAUUUUGUGUUCCUUUUGUCUUCCCUUUUUUUGGCCGUAACUUAUCAAGCAAGUUCACCCUCGUUUGCUGAAGUGUUUCUUCCUGUCUAAUUAUUACACUUUACGAGACAGCAAAGAGUUUCCAAAAGAAUCGAUCUGCUACAAUUUAUAUGUCUUUCUUUUUUUCCGUUUUUUACGCCUCUCUCGUAUUAGAUUCAAUAGUAAGUUUCAAAUGCUUUAUGAAUUACCCUUAAAUAGCUCCGAUUCUUUUAUUUAUUAUUUUGAAAAGCUCCAUUUUGUUUGUUUUAAAUUCUUUCUACUUUAUAUAGAUUAAAAAUAUAUACAUUCUUUAUUUUUUUGAAUCUGUCUUUCGAUUACAAUGAGAUAAAGCUAUAUCGAAUACAUAAAAAU